AUGGCUAUAGGCACUUACUUGACGUCAAUAUGCCUACUGUCACUGUUCGGCAAUGUAAUUUAUUUAGCUUCGAAAUUUAAACAGAGAAAACAGCUAAAGAUACCAGACUAUUUAUUAGCUAACAUCGCCAUUGCUGAUAUUGGCGCCGUUACUACUAGUUAUAUGUUAGCGGCAAUUUCAUCUUUUAGUACUAAGUGGCGUUUUGGUUCAAUUGGAUGUACUUUGACUGGAUUUUCUGGUUGGUUCUUCAACUGUGUCAGUAUGAUAACGUUGGCUGUCGUGGCAAUCGUGCGACGUUUACUUGUUGUAAAUAACCAUGGGGUCGGUGCUCGAGCCGCUUUUUCCAGCAUGUACACUUUCCCACUUGGUAGUAUUAUAGAACAUCAUGGGCUAUCAUAUCAUCUCUAUGCUGAUGAUACCCAGUUAUACAUAUCAUUUCAACCAAACUCAGUAUAUGAUCGUGACAUAGCUAUGACUAAUCUUAAGAAUUGUGUCAGUGAACUGAAAGAUUGA
This is a messenger RNA of Saccoglossus kowalevskii, 513 nucleotides long. Its product is annotated as opsin-5-like. Gene Ontology annotation, cellular component: membrane. Gene Ontology annotation, molecular function: G protein-coupled receptor activity. Gene Ontology annotation, biological process: G protein-coupled receptor signaling pathway. The record is from RefSeq and is a predicted model, not a curated record. NCBI's taxonomy places the organism in Eukaryota, Metazoa, Hemichordata, Enteropneusta, Harrimaniidae.